CCAGCGGCGGGGCGGGGCUGGGCUGCGGGGAGAACGACGGACCGGUGACCGCCGCCGCCUGCUCCGUGUGGCCCCCCCGCGUCACCAUGAUGAUCCACGGCUUCCAGAGCAGCCACCAGGACUUCUCGUUCGGGCCCUGGAAGCUGACGGCGUCCAAGACCCACAUCAUGAAGUCGGCGGACGUGGAGAAGUUAGCUGAUGAGUUGCACAUGCCAUCUCUCCCUGAAAUGAUGUUUGGAGACAACGUUCUAAGGAUCCAGCAUGGCUCUGGCUUUGGGAUUGAGUUCAAUGCUACAGAUGCCCUAAGAUGUGUAAACAACUACCAAGGAAUGCUUAAAGUAGCUUGUGCUGAAGAGUGGCAGGAAAGCAGGGCGGAAGGUGAACACUCCAAAGAAGUUAUUAAACCGUAUGAUUGGACCUAUACAACAGACUAUAAAGGAACUUUGCUUGGAGAAUCUCUUAAGUUAAAGGUUGUACCUACAACAGAUCAUAUAGAUACAGAAAAAUUAAAAGCCAGAGAACAAAUUAAAUUUUUUGAAGAAGUUCUCCUGUUUGAAGAUGAACUGCAUGAUCAUGGAGUUUCAAGCUUGAGUGUGAAAAUUAGAGUAAUGCCUUCUAGCUUUUUUCUGCUGUUGCGGUUUUUCUUGAGAAUUGAUGGGGUCCUCAUCAGAAUGAAUGACACAAGGCUUUACCAUGAGGCUGACAAGACCUACAUGCUACGAGAAUAUACAUCACGAGAAAGCAAAAUUGCUAACUUAAUGCAUGUUCCACCUUCCCUCUUCACGGAACCCAAUGAAAUAUCACAGUAUUUACCAAUCAAGGAAGCAGUCUGUGAGAAGCUAAUAUUUCCAGAGAGACUGGAUUCCAAACCUGGAGAUUCACAAGAAAGUAAAGCUGUGGAAUAGAAUGUGAUAUGACAUGUUCUCACCCUGGACACUCUCUCUGUAGGGGAUGUUUUAUUAUGAGACUUAAUUCCUUGCUUGUGUACAGAUUUUCUUUCACCUUAAAGGAAAGAAAAAAUAAAGGAUCGUGGCAGGCAGGUUCCACUCAACUGCUAUUUGUACUGUGUAUCUUCAAAUUUAUACUCCAGGUUUAUAGGUUCUGGAGGUAAAUUUGGAUUCCUAAAUUGUCAUUCAAUCUGACCUCAGCAGUAGUGAUCUAUGUGUCUACUGAGCAGUGGGUGUAAUCUGCAUUGUUAUGAAACACUGUCUUUUCCUGUGAAGAGAUGAAUUUGUGAAUUAAGUCUCAAUGCCUUGUGACUUUCAUAGGAUUCCUGGCUGUGCAUGUGGAUGUACUGGCUCUGUGCUCUGGGCUUUCUGGUGUUUACUCACACUUCUAAAGAGUUGUGACUUGUAUCAAUAUUGUGUGUAUGUAUACACACACUUGUAUUUUUUAAAAAUUACUGAUUUAAAUGUCUUAGUCCAUGAGUAGUCUUAGAUUACUUAUUUUGAUAAUUCAUUGUUGAAAAUUGUGGAGUUAAAAUAAUUGACUUUUUUUAAUUAAAAAAGUGAAAGUGGGUAGGAUGAGUAUAUUUCUGAAGAUUUCAUUGGUUUAUUUCUGUGAGGAAUACAAAGAAUAUGCUUUGGCCAUUACUAAAUAUGACAUAUACCAUUUUAUAUUUAUUUGUUCUAAAUGUCUUUUGUAAGAAUAAAUAAAUAAUACAGAAUUACAUAUUCA
Molecule: messenger RNA, 1677 nt
Organism: Jaculus jaculus (lesser Egyptian jerboa)
Lineage: Eukaryota; Metazoa; Chordata; Mammalia; Rodentia; Dipodidae
Gene: Tiprl
Product: TOR signaling pathway regulator
Exons: 7
Coding region: 87-905 (272 amino acids)
Biological process (GO): TOR signaling
Cellular component (GO): cytosol
Source: RefSeq, a predicted model, not a curated record